AUGGGAUCGCAACAUAACAUUGAGCAAGCUUUACUUGGUUCUUGGUCCCUACUUGACUUUCGAUCCCAGCUCCAGGAUGGCGGCGAAAUCUUUCCUAUGGGAAAAGACGCUCGUGGUAUCAUAAACUACAGCCCGAACGGCCGCAUGUCCGUCCAACUGCAACCCGCAGUCACCAAGAAAGUCAAGGAAACCGUAAAUGACCUUUUGGCAUACACUGGCCGAUACUCGGUUGAGACGCAGCCCGACGGCAGCAUCAUGGUGAAACAUCACCUUGAGCUCAGUUCCUGGCCUGAAGAAGAUGGCUCGUAUCAGUCACGGAAGGUGGAACUCUUUGAGAAUCAGCUCGUGCUAUCAUCGCCAGCUCCUUUGAAUGUUGAGGGAAUUGCCCAAAGAAUAGUACUGAGGUGGCAAAAGAUUGAGUGA
Aspergillus tubingensis is the source of this 423-nucleotide messenger RNA. RefSeq lists its product as uncharacterized. The record is from RefSeq and is a predicted model, not a curated record. Bases 1 to 423 code for a protein of 140 amino acids. NCBI's taxonomy places the organism in Eukaryota, Fungi, Ascomycota, Eurotiomycetes, Eurotiales, Aspergillaceae. The transcript is spliced from 2 exons.